Molecule: messenger RNA, 2079 nt
Organism: Lytechinus variegatus (green sea urchin)
Lineage: Eukaryota; Metazoa; Echinodermata; Echinoidea; Temnopleuroida; Toxopneustidae
Gene: lrr1
Product: leucine-rich repeat protein 1-like
Exons: 6
Coding region: 61-1347 (428 amino acids)
Molecular function (GO): protein binding
Source: RefSeq, a predicted model, not a curated record
UAUCUGGCGCGUCGCGGCAAGAAUUGAACUGAUGCGGUGCCGCUGAAAAAUCAAACAAACAUGAGGCUUCCCUGCGAUGUUGAGAUUCAAAACAGGAUGCUGCCAUCACAUGGUAUGGUCAAGAGAGGGCGAUCAGUUAGGGCCUCUGUUGUGAUUGGUCGAAGGCCGCUGGCUGGGAACGGCAAAGGUGGAAUCUUCCUCGCAAUUUGCACAGCUAAAGACCGUGAUGGAGCAAAGUAUUGUUUAAAAGGGAAUGUGGUCAAGAUCUUUGGGCGCUUUGUUCAAGAAGGCAAAGCCACAAUUCGUAUCCAUGAACCAGCUCAGGAUGUGUGUAUCAGUAAGGCCGACCCUCUCCAGCUGAAAGCCUUCCUGACAGCAGUCAAUUUAGCCCACCGAGACCAGGACCUACCCAAUACCCAGCUCUCUAGUCUGAUCCCAGCCAAACAGUCCCAAGUAGAACGGCCUAAGACUAACGUGGUGAUCCACCAGAGACGGGACUAUCCUAUCAGUACUGGCUUUCCUCAGAAAAUGGAAUCUCUUCAGGUUAAUGAUUGUGGUUUGAAGAAAGUUGACAGCAGGAUUCUGAAGGCGAAGCAUCUGAAAAGAUUAGACCUGAGCCGCAACAGCAUCUGUGAAAUCCCAGAGAAUCUUGACCAGCUUGCAAACCUUUCUGAACUCAACAUCUCAAAUAACCAACUUCAAAGACUACCUAUGGGACUUUGCAAAAGUCAUCACCUGGCCAGAACAUUGCAAUGCCUGAAUGUUUCACAUAAUCAAAUCAGGCAUCUGCCAUGUGAACUAGUGUUCUUAGUAAGACUGGUUAGAUUGGACAUCUCACACAAUAGCCUGGAGAGCUUGCCAGAGAACUUUGGGAAGCUGCACCAUCUGCGCUUCCUGAACAUGAGUGGUAGUGCAAUCAAAUUUGUUCCAUCUUCAUUCUCUAAGCUGAGGUUGGAGGAGAUUGAUUUGUCAGGAAGUGACUCAGCAUUGUUUACAGCAAAGAGCUCUGUGGAUAUUCCAUACACUUCAGGUACAGUGCCUAAGCUGGUAGAGCUAGCAGGAAGAACAACCAUUACAGAAAAGCUACCAUACAAGGAGGGUGACAUUCCAUUGACAUUGUGCUUCUACCUCUCACCGUCCCGUUGGCAUUGGUGUUUCCACGGUACACCCAUUAGCGUUGAAGGUCAGCCCUACGGGACAUUUGCGAUGCCCCUCAAUCUCUCACAUAUAGCGCAUACUGUCACAUCAUCAGACUUCCAGCAUCGGGCUGCACCCAUCCUCAUGAAAGGCUACUUCUGUUCUUACAAUUGCCAAGUCAAGUUUUCAAGAGGUGGAUAUGCGAGGUGAUGAUCGAGUAAAUCCAUCAUGUAACGGUUCAGAACUUUUAUUGAGUACCUUUUUGGAGAACUCAGUUUGAAUAAUAAACCGCACACUUGCAUGAUCCCUGCCACCCUUGAGAGGGCACUCCUGUAUGUUGUACGCAAAAUUUCUAUAAACUCAGGAUAUGAAAGUGUGCUUAUCAAUUAUCCUUUUUCUGGAAAUGCACCAUUUGGGAGUUUUCACAAACACUGCAGUUCUUGCUCCCUGUCAAUCCCAAACUCAUGUAUAGCUAAGUACUUGUUUGUUUGCAAUACUAUUUCUGGCUAUGAAAUGUGCUUGUUGUAUACCAAAUGCUACUGCAAAUUUCUGAUAUUGUACAGUAGCAGUGGGCAUCUCCGCAUUGGUCGAAUCAUACAUGUAGGAUGCACGUUGCUGCAUAUUAAUCAACAAGAUUGCAUGCUACAUUAUCAUGUGCGCUUCAUUAGCACACUCCUGGUCACUAGGCCAUGGUCAUAUAUCAGAUCGAUUUCCAAAAUCAAAUUUAAUGAAACCUUUCUGAGAUGGUUAUCGGAUCUUAAAAUGACACGAAACGAAUAAACAAGUUACCUUAAUAAAUAAAUGAUUUCAUCAUAGAGUAAACACUGUGUCACACUUUAGUGAAACCAAAACUGGGACCAGAACCACUCAAGGGUUCAUUACCAUCCUGCCUGUUGGGAAUCUACAGCCUAGACUAUGGUAUGCCAAUGCUGUACACAGCAU